AUGUCGACUUCAUCAACGCAGUCCCGAGGCAUCAACCGACGGAUCAACAGUAUACAGCAAGAUGUCCGACAUUCGCGCAAUCUCUCUGCGUCUCGGAGACGUCUCGUCAACUCUUCAACAGCGUACAGCUAUGCCCUUCGCGUCGCCUAUCUCACCUAUUUGCUGAAUCCCCGUUCUCGUCGCGUACACAAUGUGCCGGCUCCUCACCAGCAGCGCCCAAAACGGGCGUCAACCUCCUUCCACGAUUUGAUGAGUGAUUUCUCGCUUGUGAGAGAUUCGAAGAGCACGAGGUUCCCUAGCGGUUUCGUAUCCGAACUUGAAAAAAGGUUGACGGGGGUUUUGAUGGGAAAAGAGAAAAGGAAGGAAUAUCAAGAUCACCUGGUUGUGAGGACAUUUGCCGCCUUCCUCAACACUUUGAAAGACCAAUCGUUCAAAAAGCGAAUGGAGAAAGAUCGCCGAGCCGAAGACUUAGUCCUUAUAUUCUACUCGAACGCGACAAAAGAGCUGAGCAAAGGGAAAGAUUCAGAUGACGACAGUUGGAAGUUGAUGGUGGACAGACACGUCGCUCUUUUCGUUCGAUUAUUUGCACUUAUCCUAAAGACUCAUGAUUGGGACAAGGAUCGACCCGAAUUAGCGAACAGAUUAUCGGUUCUGGAAAACAAACUUCUUUCCCAUGAUAACGAUCUUAUGCAAGCCGGCGGCUCAACAACAGCAGUUGAGACUACGACUUCUCUCAGCUACGAUGUUAAGGACAUGCCCCUCGUGCAACAUGUUGCAAAGAUAUUCAGCAUCAGCACGCACCAGGUCCAGUCCGACAUCGAUAAGAAUAGAGGUGUGUGGACUGCGAAAGCGGCUCUUCAGGACCUGAAAACAUACCAAGCCCACCUGAACCUCCAGACCCGGAAGACGCUGGCUAAAGAAGACUUCGACAAUGAGGAAGCAUUCGAACACUGGAAAAAGAGUGAAGGCCCGGAUCUGUCCCAGCUGAUGCUGGCCCUUGUACAAUCCAAUCCAGAGCUUGCCAGAAGUACUCCAGGAGGCGCGCUUCCGCAGUUCAACGCCAACGCUGGUGACCUGGGCAACGAUACAGGCGCUGGAACGCUUUCAAGGGUGUCCUCUGACAGGCCGAUUUCUUACGUUAUUGACCAACCAGUAGACCUGAGCUCUUUGUCACUUAGUGACGAUGCAAUUGACAAUUCGGAUGAAUCUGACACAUACACGUUCAUUCCCUCGGAUCCACGGUCAAUGUACAAGUUCAUUAUGGCUCAGACCUUGAGCCAUGAUCUCAAAGACCGCGAUAUUGAAGCAACGCAAGCUACCUCUGAGAUCCCAUCAAUGAAACUUCUCUCAAAACAGUCAACCGAACUGUUGAACGAAAUAUGUCUUCGCUGGCGAAUACCCCAUUUCUCUAGAGUUGUUUUGUUCUUGGACACGAUAAGGGCAAAGUUUGUGGACAACGAGAUUGACCUUGAUACUCUCGAUUCUGCCUUCACAUUUAUCAAAGAGACCCCUCCGUCAGAAGGAAAGAAAAGACACAGUUUCAUGGCUUCCGUUGUAUUUGACAGGAGCAAAUGGACAAUUCAGGAUCUUCUAGUGAUGCAACAAUUACUUUCCUCCCUCCAUGAGGCAUUACUUCGGGAGUUGUACGACGUAAUGAUGGAUUGUUUCGAAGCAAAGCCUCGGCCAAUUGGCCCAGUCAUGUACGUUUUGGAGCAUCACAUCCAGCUCGAUCCCAAUUAUACAGAGGACUUGGAAGAUAUCGAUCGUUUCCGCUCGUAUGUGCGUGAUGGUUUGGCGCAAAAGGCGACUGAAAGGUACCAAGAACUUCUCGGACAGAUUGUUCCGGUUGAAUCUGAAACAUGGGAGCCGAGCCACAUCAUUCAGCUUAGCGAUGCCAUCAUGAAGCUAGCGCAAAAGAUUCGAAAACGCUAUCGAAACAAUCCAGAAAUCAUGGGUGUGAAUCCAUACAAUAUUCUCCUUACAAAUGUCCUUCCCAUAUUCGCCGAAGAUGCCCACGAGAUGGUGGUUAGAAUCAUCGAGCAGGCCAAAUUGAGGGGAGAAGAUGUUGAAUUAGAAGAUGGUUUUGAUCUGUACAAGCAAUUGACAGCUACACGUCGACUCUUUGUGGAGGCUCUACCUGACGCCUCUUUCCCAUUCCACGUGGAAAAUCUUCUGGAGGGCUUUGUCUGGCGCUGGAUUCGCCUGACUGAUCAGAAGAUCAUGGAAUGGGUGGAACAGGCAGUUAGGCAAGACGUUUUUACUGUCCGAGCUGACGAUUUGACAGACGUGGUUCCUGAGGACAAUAGGCACAGCGUAUCUGUUAUUGAUAUAUUUCGCUCAUUUAAUCAAGUGAUUGAGCAAAUGAUACAACUCGAGUGGGAUGAUGAUUUGCAGUAUGCCAAGUUCAUGACUGCACUCUCGAAAUCUAUUGGGACAGGUGUUGCAAAAUAUUGCGAAUCAUUGGAGCAAAUGUUUUCCAGGGAGAUGGACCGACUUUCCCCUGAUCAAGAGGCGGCUAUGAACCAGACUACUCAGGAAAGGAUCAUGCAAAUGGCGAAGGAAGCAUGGGCGAGCAAGGAAAAGAUUGAGCCAUUCCAAUUCUUCCCUGAGUCUUUGGUCAAACUCAACAAUGUUGAAUACGCUCUCUCUCAGCUCGAUAAACUGGAGCAUGAGAUCAAUGUCGACGGGUGUGCCGAAGUGAUUGCGCAACAUGCACCUCCACAGCUGCAGAGGAUCCGCAAAUCGACGACAUAUGUAUUCACUAUCAAGGUUGUGGAAGCUGAAGAUUUGAAAGCUUGCGAUAUGAACGGCGGCAGUGAUCCUUACGUUGUUCUAACUGAUGAAUAUCAGAAGCGAAUUGCGAAGACUCGUAUUAUCUAUAACAACCUCAAUCCCAGAUGGGAUGAUGCUGUUGAUAUAACCACUCAGGGUCCUCUCAACAUCAUUGCAACCAUUUGGGAUUGGGAUGCCGUGGGUGACCACGAUUAUGUUGGCCGUACUUCCAUCAAACUUGACCCAGCUCAUUUCAGUGACUUUCUCCCUAGGGAGUAUUGGCUGGAUCUGGAUACCCAAGGCAGACUAUUACUUCGUGUCAGUAUGGAGGGGGAGCGUGAUGAUAUCCAAUUCUACUUUGGCAAAGCCUUUCGAACGCUGAAGCGCACUGAAAGAGAUAUGACUCGCAAGAUUACGGAGAAGCUUUCUGCGUACAUCAGCCAUUGCUUAUCACGUCGAACUCUCAAAUCCUUGUUGUCCCGGGGACUAAGCAUAUCAAGCGUGUCUAACUUCCUCAGCCGAAAUCGUCCUCAGGGUACUACAACAACCCCUUCAGCUAUAGAAGUGGAAAAUGCGCUCAAGCCACUUUUUGACUACUUCAAUGAUAAUUUUGCAAUCAUGAACAAGACACUCACAUCCGAGGCAAUGAAGAUGGUUAUGGCGCGCUUAUGGAAGGAAGUCCUUGCCACCAUCGAAAGUUUGCUCGUGCCUCCGUUGUCGGACAAACCCUCUCAUCAAAAACCACUUACGAUGCAGGAAGUCGAUAUUGUCUCUCGCUGGCUUGUACUCCUUCUCAAUUUCUUCCAUGCUGUUGAUGAGGAAACCGGCGAAGCCCACGGUGUCUCUCUCGACAUUCUCAAGUCGCCCAAGUACCAUGAGAUCCAAACUUUGAACUUUUUCUACUUUGAGCCCACGGAAAGCCUCAUCCGCACCUCUGAGCGCAUGGCAUCAGCGACGAUAUCCCGGCAGCAAGCCAACAAGAACCGAGUAUCUGCGCCGCCACACAUCGGAACUAGUGGAACGGGCAGUAUCCUUGGCCUCCCCAGCGCACGGCGAGCUAAGAGUAUCAUGCUGUCACGGAACCUAGGGACAAUGAAGAAGAUGAAAGAGGAGAAGUGGCGGGAGGCGCAAGCAGAGCCAAAUGAUGAUAUGAUCCUGCGCAUCCUACGCAUGAGACCCGAAGCAGCUGGAUAUCUGCGUGAUCGAAGCCGUCAAAAGGAAAGGCUUGCCGCUGCAGCUGCUGCAGAUGCCAUUGUGAAACAGAGUCUCAUGGCUGGAGUCGGGGGAAGGAUGACGGGAAUUCUUGGACGAAGAUGA
Messenger RNA from Aspergillus clavatus NRRL 1, 4089 nucleotides. Its product is annotated as C2 domain protein. The transcript has 5 exons. NCBI's taxonomy places the organism in Eukaryota, Fungi, Ascomycota, Eurotiomycetes, Eurotiales, Aspergillaceae. The coding region runs from base 1 to 4089 and encodes 1362 amino acids. The record is from RefSeq and is a predicted model, not a curated record.